AGGAUCAGCUGGGCAACAGAAAGGAAACUCUGAAGAGGAGCAGGAGAUUACUGGAUAAAUUAAUCAUUUUCCCUAUGAAUUUUAUAUUGUUUAUUUUUGUAUCUGGGGUUUUUUCCUUACAGUACCCCAAUACAACUUCCUAUCGUAGUGGUGAUAAGAUGUGGCUGUCCGGCUCUCCAAAAGAAUAUAAACAGGAACCGGAAAUUAAGGAGAAUACCCCUACUAAUGAGAAAAAUGGCAAUUCUUAUAAAGAUAUAAAACAAUAUGUGUUCACAACGCAAAAUGCAAAUGGCAGCCAGUCUGAAAUAUCCGUGAAAGCAACAACUGAUUUGCAAUUUGCUCUAAGAAACUAUAAACUCAUCAAUGAAACAACUAUAUCACAUACUGGAAAAAGCAGUAGUGAAGAAAAUUCUACAGAACCCUAUGGGAAAAAAAAUCAAAAACCAACCAAGGGUCCAAAUGAGCCUGCAUUUUGGACAAUGUUAGCUAAAGCUUUAAAUGCAACAACAGCUGAGGAGAUUGAAGAAAAAGAUCAAUUAUUUCGCCCAAUUCCAAACUCUGAUUUGAAUGCUACAAAUGAAGACACCCUGAUCAAGCUACAGGAAAUCAAGUUAAAAUUAAUGCUGGGCAUCUCGUUGAUGACCCUCUUCCUUUUUGUUAUCCUCUUGGCAGUCUGUAGUGCCAUGCUGUACAAAGUGAAGACAAUUAAUUAUAAAAGUAGACAUCAGACUGAAUACACCGUCAACCCAGAGCUGGCGACUCUGUCUUAUUUUCAUCCAUCAGAAGGCAUAUCAGACACAUCUUUUUCUAAGAGUGCUGAGAGCAGCACAUUUUGGGGCACCACUUCUUCAGAAGUGAGAAAAACAGACACACAGUCAAAAUCUAGAAUGACGGACAUUGUUUCCAUAGCCUCAGAUGAUACAGGUGGGAAUGAGGAGUCAGAUUUAAUUCAGAGUGAGGAACCAAGCGAAGAAACACCCACUGAUGAAUAGAUGACUUGAAGUUUUUGUCAGAAAAGAAGUUUCUUUGUGACUCCAUUAAGGUCAUGAUUUGGAAACUGCUGAGAAACUUAAAUUUUCUGGUGCCUGGAAAGGAUAUAUUCAAUAAAAUUAUCUCAGCCAUAAAAA
Messenger RNA from Callorhinus ursinus (northern fur seal), 1127 nucleotides. It is a transcript of the gene EQTN, whose product is annotated as equatorin. The record is from RefSeq and is a predicted model, not a curated record. Lineage: Eukaryota; Metazoa; Chordata; Mammalia; Carnivora; Otariidae. Gene Ontology annotation, cellular component: inner acrosomal membrane; outer acrosomal membrane; plasma membrane. Gene Ontology annotation, biological process: endocytosis; acrosomal vesicle exocytosis; fusion of sperm to egg plasma membrane involved in single fertilization.